Molecule: messenger RNA, 1836 nt
Organism: Dermacentor albipictus
Lineage: Eukaryota; Metazoa; Arthropoda; Arachnida; Ixodida; Ixodidae
Product: iripin-2-like
Molecular function (GO): serine-type endopeptidase inhibitor activity
Source: RefSeq, a predicted model, not a curated record
CUGUAACCGAGGCCAAAAGUCACACGCAGCCUGACGUUCUAAGAAUACGCACAAUGCUCGCGAAGUUUGCCUUUCUCGCGGCGACGCUCGUCGUAGUCGCCUGCGAACAUGACGACGACGCGCUACUCGCCAAAGCUCACAACCAGCUCGCCGUGAAUCUGCUGAAGCAGCUUGCGAUUCGGGAUCCUUCAGCCAAUGUUUUCUUCUCGCCGACUAGCAUCGCCGCAGCCUUUGGCAUGGCCUACGCCGGUGCCCGGGGAAGCUCGGAGAACGAGCUGGGGUCGGUGCUCGGUCACACUGCGGUUGGCCUCACAGACCGAGCAAGAGUGCUCUCUGCCUACAAGAACCUGCUGCAGCUCGCGGCCUCGCCGAAUGUGACGCUGGACGUGGCCAACAUGGUCCUCGCGCAGAACGGCUUACCUGUAACCGACAACUACAAGCAGCAGCUGCGCGAUGUCUUCGACGCGGAGCUCCGGUUGGCCGACUUCGCCAACGAAGGCCCCAGUGUGGCGGCCGAAGUCAACGCCUGGGUGCGCGACAAAACCAGGGGAAAGAUUUCCGGCAUCUUGCCUGAAGGUCAGCCGCUGAACAUCAUCCUGUUCAUCCUGAACGCCGUCUUUUUCAAGGGUACCUGGGUUACCAAGUUCGACGUCGCCGACACCGUGAACAAGCCCUUCUUCAACCUCGGAACUACUGAGGUGAGCAAACCGGCGAUGCACCUCAGCACACGUUUGUCGCACACCCGUAUCGACGCCUUACACGCAUCUGCUGUGGAAAUCCCGUACCAGGGUGGUAAGUUCAGCAUGGUGGUCGUGCUCCCGGACACCCCCACUGGUCUUCGGGCACUCAGGGAGGGCCUGUCGGUCGCGAUUCUCGAAGAACUCGGCAGAAAUCUGCACAGGAAAGACGUCGUACUCCGGCUGCCCAAGUUCGAGAUGAGUCUCACCUACAACUUGGUGCCCGCGAUGCAGGCGCUCGGGCUGAACGCCGUGUUCGGAAGCUCGGCUGACUUCAGCGGAAUCACCGAGGGUACGCCCGUCCACAUAUCCGACGCCGUGCACAAAGCAGCUGUCGAGGUUAACGAGGAAGGAACCGUCGCGGCCGCCGUUACAGGACUGCACAUUGUGGCUGCCUCGUCUCUCAAUGCCCCACCACCACCCGUUUUGUUCACCGUUGAUCGCCCUUUCCUGUACUACAUCAGGGACCAGAACACCAACCGCAUCCUCUUCAUCGGCGAAGUCCACAUCCUUUGAAGAGGGCAAUUUUUUUUCUUUUGCGUUGCUUGGUUAAGGAAGAGUUUUAAAGGACUGAAAAGCGCCUGUUCGUAUCCGGAAUCCCACAGUCAAAUUCCUGCUUCAUUUUUUUUUGAACGCCUAUGUGCUGCCCCAAAUAGUGUUGCUAAACAAUUACGUUGCACAGACCAUAAAGGGGUCAAGGCUGUGUUUUCCUUUUGGUUAGCUGCGAAUUGGCGUUGGUGUAGGACGGGAAAAAAGUUUUGUUAUAUCAGUCGCAGCAUAUUCGCACCAUCUGCUGUACUUGGCGCAUUUCAAUAUUCCGUGCGGUCUUCAACAACAUUCGAUUAUCUAGUCAUAGGCUACCCACUAGCUCCGUCUUUAUUUCUUUUCUUUUGUUUUUCGUUGACGAAAAUAAACGACUACACGGGUAUAUACUUAUGUUUUACGACAGCACUGCGUCAAUAGAACGCAGACGUGUCUUCCAGUAGACAAAGGGCGUCUGCAAGUGCAGAACCUUUUUCAGCGUGCGUUCUAUUUCUUAUUCUGUAAAAAUGAGUGGUGUUUCGGAUGCCUUCAUGUUGAAUAAAGAAAUUGACUGGAA